UUUCCACCAUGGCCGCCAUUGCUAACACCUCCUUCUUCUUCCUCCUCCUCCUUUCUCUAUCCCUCCAACCCCAGCUUCAUGCCAGAAACACCAAGUUUUUCACCAACCUCAUUCAUUAUAACCUUUUCAAUACCUUAACAAUCUCCUCCUCUCCAUCUCCGGCACCGGCACCAGCUCCCACGGUGGUUCCAGGAGUAGUAGCAGAGCCAGUUCUGGCUCCGGCACCGGCACCAGCACCGGUUGAGCAAGAAUAUGGUUAUGGUCUUUACGGUCGAGGGUCGAGUGAGUUCUCCACGGAGGAAGACCAGACAUCAUCUACCCUAGAAGGUGGUUCCAAGAAUGGAACGCCGGUGGAGACGGAGGAAGAAGGCGGUCCUGCUGCGGAUCAGUACUUCACGCCGACGGAGAAGGAAGCUCCGGCCUUUGAAAAGUUGGUAAGUAGUGAGAGCUACUCUACUAACAGAAAUGGUUAUUCAAACAACAACGACAACGGCUUCUCGACCUCCAUGAAUCAGAACAAUGGCUACUCGACCUCCAUGAAUGGCUACGGCGACAAUGAGAAUGGCUACAUGAGAUCGGAAAACCAGAAUAUGUAUAGCAACAAUGGCGAUGAAUACUCAAGCUCAAUGAACCAAAACAACGGCUACAACCAGAAUACGUAUAGCAAUAAUGGCGAUGAAUACUCAAGCUCAAUGAACCAAAACAAUGGCUACACGAGCUUAAAAGAGGACAACAAUGGCUACAACCAGAACAUGUAUAGCAACAAUGGCGAAGAAUACUCAAACUCCAUGAAUCAAAACAAUGGCUACAUACCAGAAAGAAAUAACUACAAUGGCAAUGCCAACGGCUAUACGAGCUUGAAAGAGGACAACAAUGGCUACCAGGAGAAAGAAGACAACAACAAUGGGAAGGAUUCAUAUGAUGCAAACAACAGCAAUGGUGAAAGUAGUUAUGAGGAAGAAAUGAGUGAUAAUGGUGAAGGGUAUUAUAGGAAUAACAAUGAGUUUGAUACCAUGGAAGAGUACGAGAGACAAGUGGGGUAUCCAAAUAGUGAUCAAAGGGGUUAUGUGCCAUAAGAAUCACUAAACAUACAUAAUUAGUCCACAUAAUUAAGUUUAAGUAACACCAUUAUCACAUAGUUGAAGCAUGUUGGAAGGUUGAGAAACAACAAGAAAACUAAAAGCCAUUGAUGGCUUUGCGUUUUUGUCACUUUGAUCUCUUUAUUUGUAUUGUUGCGUUGGUUUUGUGUUUGAUCUUUUGAAGUAGUUGUGGUGGGGUAUGACAAAUAUGUACCUUGGAAGAUGAUUAUAUAAGUUUUAUUGUGCAAGUUUUGUAUUC
This is a messenger RNA of Cynara cardunculus var. scolymus (artichoke), 1338 nucleotides long. Its product is annotated as FK506-binding protein 5-like. The transcript has a single exon. Bases 9 to 1076 code for a protein of 355 amino acids. Lineage: Eukaryota; Viridiplantae; Streptophyta; Magnoliopsida; Asterales; Asteraceae. The record is from RefSeq and is a predicted model, not a curated record.